UUGACUUGCAACAUCGAAAACCGCCAAAGGUCUCCUACACCACCUCCGCUCUCCACUCCACGGCUACCGCCAUCAUGAGCUUCGCCAGGAUGCGUCGCAUGCAGUUCGCCAGCCAGCUCUCGAAGAGCAUCCGCACACCAUCGCGAGCUUUCUCAUCGACACGGCCCGCUGCCCGUAUCUUUGCUACCGAGAACCUGAAGGCAAAGGAGGCCUCAGGAUUCAUCUCCAGCAAGUACCCCGUUAUCGAUCACGAGUACGAUGCCAUCGUCGUUGGUGCUGGAGGAGCUGGUCUGCGAGCGGCCUUCGGUCUCGCUGAGGCUGGCUUCAACACCGCCUGUAUCUCCAAGCUCUUCCCUACCCGUUCGCACACUGUAGCCGCGCAAGGUGGUAUCAAUGCCGCGCUCGGAAACAUGCACGAGGACGACUGGAGAUGGCACAUGUACGAUACCGUCAAGGGUUCAGAUUGGCUCGGUGACCAGGAUGCCAUUCACUACAUGACAAGAGAGGCGCCUCAGUCCGUUAUUGAGCUCGAGAACUACGGUUGCCCCUUCUCGCGAACAGAUGAGGGCAAGAUCUACCAGCGCGCUUUCGGUGGUCAGUCGCAGAAGUACGGCAAGGGUGGACAGGCCUACCGAUGCUGCGCUGCCGCUGACCGAACUGGCCACGCCCUUCUCCACACUCUGUACGGACAGUCCCUGCGCCACAACACCAAGUACUUCAUUGAGUUCUUCGCUACCGAUCUGAUCAUGGAGGACGGCGUCUGCAAGGGUGUCGUUGCAUACAACCAGGAGGACGGCACAAUCCACAGGUUCAUUGCGAAGAACACCGUUCUGGCUACCGGAGGUUACGGACGUGCCUACUUCUCCUGCACAUCUGCCCACACAUGUACCGGUGACGGCAUGGCCAUGGUCGCCCGUGCCGGUCUGCCCAACCAGGAUCUUGAAUUCGUCCAGUUCCACCCUACUGGUAUCUACGGUGCUGGUUGCUUGAUUACCGAGGGUUCUCGUGGUGAGGGAGGUUAUCUCCUGAACUCUGAGGGUGAGCGAUUCAUGGAGCGUUACGCACCCACCGCCAAGGAUCUUGCCUCCCGUGACGUCGUCUCCCGUUCGAUGACCCUUGAGAUCCGCGAGGGCCGUGGUGUUGGACCUGAGAAGGACCACAUCUACCUCCAGCUCAGCCACUUGCCUCCUGAGAUUCUUCACGAGCGUCUGCCCGGUAUCUCUGAGACUGCCGCUAUUUUCGCUGGUGUCGAUGUUACCAAGCAGCCCAUCCCCGUUCUGCCCACCGUCCACUACAACAUGGGUGGUAUCCCUACCAAGUACACCGGUGAGGUCAUCACACAGGACGCUCAGGGUAACGACCAGGUCGUUCCCGGUCUGUUUGCCUGCGGUGAGGCCGCCUCCGUCUCCGUCCACGGUGCUAACCGUCUUGGUGCCAACUCCCUUCUGGAUCUUAUCGUCUUCGGCCGCGCUGUUUCGCACACCAUCCGUGACAACUUCAGCCCCGGCCAGAAGGCUGACCCCGUUUCCGCCGACGCUGGUGCCGACUCCAUCUCCGUCAUCGACAAGGUUCGCACCGCCGACGGUUCCAAGUCGACCGCCGAGAUCCGUCUUGCCAUGCAAAAGGUCAUGCAGACUGACGUCGCUGUCUUCCGUACACAGGAGUCGCUCGAUGAGGGUGUCAAGAAGAUCCAUGAGGUCGACGCCACAUUCGCCGAUGUUGGUAUCAAGGACCGCAGCAUGAUCUGGAACUCCGACCUUGUGGAGACCCUUGAGCUGAGGAACUUGCUCACUUGCGCCGUCCAGACCGCCGAAUCCGCCGCCAACCGCAAGGAGUCGAGAGGAGCACACGCCCGCGAGGACUUCCCCGACCGUGAUGAUGAGAACUGGAUGAAGCACACUCUGUCGUGGCAGAAGCAGCCCCACGGCAAGACCGAGCUCGGCUACAGGAAGGUCGUUGGUACGACAUUGGACGAGAACGAGUGCAAGGCUGUACCGCCGUUCAAGCGUACCUACUAGACGUGUUUGCUGAGUGAAGGGUAAGGGAAAAGAUGGAGUUUGUCCUGUAUUCUAUGUAUAUUGGAUGGUUGAUUGGCAAUGCAUGUUAGAGAUCUCGCACUUUAGUUCCCCUUCGAACAUAUCAAUGCAAACGAAAC
Macroventuria anomochaeta is the source of this 2155-nucleotide messenger RNA. RefSeq names its product succinate dehydrogenase flavo protein subunit mitochondrial precursor. The record is from RefSeq and is a predicted model, not a curated record. Bases 75 to 2018 code for a protein of 647 amino acids. Gene Ontology annotation, molecular function: flavin adenine dinucleotide binding; electron transfer activity; succinate dehydrogenase (quinone) activity. Lineage: Eukaryota; Fungi; Ascomycota; Dothideomycetes; Pleosporales; Didymellaceae. Gene Ontology annotation, biological process: tricarboxylic acid cycle; mitochondrial electron transport, succinate to ubiquinone. The transcript has 4 exons.